Messenger RNA from Hemisphaericaspora subhashii, 2058 nucleotides. RefSeq names its product GPI-linked chitinase CHT2 (gene CHT2). The coding region runs from base 1 to 2058 and encodes 685 amino acids. The record is from RefSeq and is a predicted model, not a curated record. Lineage: Eukaryota; Fungi; Ascomycota; Pichiomycetes; Serinales; Debaryomycetaceae. Gene Ontology annotation, cellular component: extracellular region. Gene Ontology annotation, molecular function: chitinase activity. The transcript has a single exon. Gene Ontology annotation, biological process: carbohydrate metabolic process.
AUGUUGUCAAUUAAGAAAUUAUUUACAACUGCUGUAGCAGUAGUAAAUUUAGUAAGCGCAGCCCAAAAUUCCGUUGCAGUCUAUUGGGGACAAAAUGGAUUUGGUCAAUCAACCGAGGACGGUGGUCAACAACCUCUUAGAUACUAUUGUGACAAUUCCGAUGUCGACAUAGUCGUUCUUUCAUUUGUUACUGGAUUCCCUCAGUUAGUGUUAAAUUUUGCAAAUCAAUGUGGUGACACAUUUUCCGAUGGUUUAUUACAUUGUUCCGCCAUUGGUGACGAUAUUGAAUACUGUCAAGGUAAUGGUAAAAAAGUUCUUUUAUCAUUAGGUGGUAGUACUGAUACCUACGGAUUUACUACUGAUGAACAAGGUACCGCGUUUGCUCAAGUCUUGUGGGAUAAAUUUGGUGAAGGAACAGGUGAUGAUGAAAGACCAUUUGAUGCUGCAGUUGUUGAUGGUUUCGAUUUUGAUAUCGAAGUAGGAACUCAAACUGGUUAUGUUGCUUUAGCAACUGCAUUAAUAGGUUUGUUCGCAACUGGAACCAAACAAUACUAUUUAUCUGCUGCUCCUCAAUGCCCAAUUCCAGAUGCCCAUUUAAGUGAUUUAUUAUCUACUGUACCACUUGAUUAUGUAUUCAUUCAGUUCUACAAUAAUUACUGUAAUGUUGACACAGCUGACUUUAAUAUUGAUGACUGGCAGACUUUUGCAGAAACUGCCCCUAAUUCAAAUGUUGAAUUGUUUGUCGGUCUUCCUGGUGCCGAUGUUCUGAGUAUUACUGGAUAUAUUGAUGCUGAAGAAUUAGCUAGUAACUUGGAAUUACUUAGAAGCAUGUCAAAUUUCGCAGGUGUUUCACUCUGGGAUGCAUCUUUGGCAUGGCCUAAUGUUGAUACCGAAGGUGAUAACUUUGCUGUUCAAGUCAAAAAUGUAUUAAAUGGCGAACCACCAUCAUCUAGUUCAUCAACCGAAGAUUCAUCUUCUUCCGAAGCUUCAUCCACUGAAGAUUCAUCUUCUUCAGAAGCCUCAUCAACCGAAGAUUCAAGUUCGUCAGAAGCCUCAUCCACUGAAGAUUCAAGUUCGUCAGAAGCUUCAUCAACCGAAGAUUCAUCUUCUUCUGAAGCUUCAUCAACCGAAGAUUCAAGCUCAUCAGAAGCUUCAUCCACUGAAGAUUCAUCUUCUUCCGAAGUUUCAUCAACCGAAGAUUCAAGUUCAUCAGAAGCCUCAUCAACUGAAGAUUCAAGUUCAUCAGAAGCUUCAUCAACCGAAGAUCCAACUUCUACUGAGGAAUCAACAACCGAAGAUCCAACUUCUACCGGCGAAUCAACAUCUUCUGAAGAUCCAAGUUCUUCUUCCCAAUUAUCGUCUAACCAAGUGUCGACCACUGAAGAUCCUAUUUCUAGUGCGGAAACAACUUCGGCUGACCCAUCAUCAAACUCCUUAGCCGGUUUAGCUGGACCUACUUAUUAUGGAAACACUUCAACUACUGCCUUCCAAACUGUUGCUGGUGGAGCUGCUGCCUCUUCAAGCGGAGAAAGUUAUGUCACUAUUUCCGAUAUCCAAACUACUGUCAUUACGAUAACUUCUUGUUCCGAAAACAAAUGUCAUAUAACUCCAGUUACUACCGGAUAUGUCUACUACACUUCAAUCGAUACUGUAUAUACUACAUACUGUCCUUUGACAGCAAAUAAUGUAGUUGUCAAGGCUCAAUCUACCCAAGCUGCUCCAGGUUAUGUGGAGGCUCAAUCUUCAAGUGCUAAUCAACCACUCGGAACUGUUACUUAUGGCGGAGGAUCCCAACCAACCGGUGCACAAUCUCCAUCCAACAACAAUGAAGUCUCUCCAUCCAACAAUAACGGAGUCUCUUCAGGCAAUCCUCAAGAGUUAACCAGUAAUGGAGGUCUCGUUGCUGUUGCAUCCUUUGUUUCCAUUGGUUCUUAUUCAAGUGCCACUAAUUAUACCACUUCCACGCCAGUGCCUGUUUUUGAAGGUGCUGCUGUUCAAAAUGCGGGUUAUAUCGCUUGGUUGACCAUCCCAUUGUUGUUUUUGGCCGCUAUUUUUUAA